Molecule: messenger RNA, 1352 nt
Organism: Lolium rigidum
Lineage: Eukaryota; Viridiplantae; Streptophyta; Magnoliopsida; Poales; Poaceae
Product: SUPPRESSOR OF GAMMA RESPONSE 1-like
Exons: 4
Coding region: 1-984 (327 amino acids)
Biological process (GO): regulation of DNA-templated transcription
Cellular component (GO): nucleus
Molecular function (GO): DNA-binding transcription factor activity; transcription cis-regulatory region binding
Source: RefSeq, a predicted model, not a curated record
AUGUCAAAGAAAGAAUCAGUGUGUGUAAAACAAGAUGGAAGUGUAUCACAUUUCUUCCACAGAACAUUUAAAGCCUAUAACACGGGGACUAGGAAGCGUCGAAAGAUAAACACUGACAAUCUUGCUGAUGUUCGCUGGCACAAGACGGGCAAGACGAAGCCAGUAAUAGUUGAUGGAAAGCAUGCUGGCUGUAAGAAAAUAAUGGUGCUGUAUGUGAGUACUGUGAAGGGUGGUAAGCCCAAGAAGACCAACUGGGUGAUGCAUCAGUACCAUCUAGGCACUGGGGAGGAUGAGAAGAAUGGGGAAUAUGUUGUCUCCAAAUUAUUUUUUCAGCAGCAAUUUAAACUUGAAGAAACAAAUGCACAGGAGUUAACCAAUACAGAUGCUUUGGAAACUAUAGUUGCUGAAGCAGAUCUACCCGACCUCCCUGAACCAACCAUGGAAGAAGAUGAUGACGAACAUAUUAGUAGUAUUACUAACCAAGAGGUUCUUCAUAAUAAUGAAUAUAACACCGACCGGGAAGCUCUUCAUAGCAACGAACAUAAUGCUUAUCAGGAGAACGAGAAUUGUGAAAUAAAUAUGGAAGAAAAAGCUGCUGAAGAGAAUGCUGCCUAUCCCUCUGAAAAACCCGAGGAUGGAGAUAAUCCCUCAUCACAAGAUCCAAAUUUGUGGGAGGGGGACUCGCAGUUUCUGUUAGAUUCUCAGCAGCUAGCAGAAAACUUAGCGAUUUGUGACGAGUUCCUUCAGAGCCAGACCUCAUGUGGCGAUGGAGAUGAGCCAGGUACGAUCAAGCCUCGCCUGGCUGUUUAUGCCCAGUUGCCAGUAGAGGACUUGAAGAAGGAUCUGGAGGAAUACAAGGACUUGGGCCCUUCUGAUAAUGCUGCUAAUCUUGAACUUGACAACACAUCUGAAUUUCGAUUGAGCCAACUCGAAUUCUCACAGGACAGCUUUACGGCAUGGCCUGGUGGCAAGUUGGUUGAUUGACGUAGCUCCAAUGCGCUGACAGCGCUUGGCACUAUGUGCAGGAAGAAACAUCUGAAGCCUUUUAGAGUGAUGCACAGCAAGCACCAUCAACCGUAGUUUCAGCCACGUGGUGAGGUGGUUAUUUUGUAUCAGUGAAUCUGAGAUGUAACAUAAACCGUGGCUCAUUGAGUCAGCCUGUUGAUGAACUUUCUGGCAUCCAUAUGAACUGUAAAUUAUAAGAAAGGCCAACAGGAUGAUUGCUCAGCGCUAGGACUAGCUUUGGUCUAUCCCCCCAAAAAAGGACUAGCUUUGGUCUAGCAGCAUGUGUAUGUAAAUGUUCAGAAUUAACUGCAUAAUUAGCAACGAUAUCUAAAGUACAGUUGAGCUUU